AUGUUUCGAAUACAAAACCGUCAUCAGCUUGUACUAGUUCUUAUACAGCCUAGUUCUCAGUGUAAAAAGAUCUACCUAAUGUUUUUAAACAGUUCAAGUUGGCCAGUCAGUCUUCUAUGUCGUUUUCUGCCUACAGAAUUUCGUUCCCAAGAUGUGAAACAUGACGUAAUCCGUUUCGAUGACGAUGACGGUUCCACACCAGUCGAUAGACUAGAUGAAUUUGGAAGAUUUGUGCCAUGUGAAUACAGUGUUGAAGAAUUACGAUCCCUGAAACGACGUCACAUUGGUCAACUAAAGAAUGGAAGCAUCCCUGGGGCUGUUGUGAGUGACGUAACAAGUGUCAAAGUUCAAGGACUACAAGCCACAAAAUUUUCAAGACGACCCUUGGUCUUAACUCAACAAAACUCAGUCGAUUCAACUUGGAGCAAAUCGGAGAAAUAUCUCAAUUACGCUAAACAACACAAUCUGCAGACUUCAAAUAGUCAUUACUUCAAUUCAAGCAGACAUUUAGAGAACCAAAGUAAUGUCAGGAACCCAGGAAUCGAUUGUCAGGAAUCAGAAUCAAGGAAUCCUCACGUUGACGAUAGUGCUCGAAUAAAACUAUUUAAAGAUAGUCAUAUUGAUUCGUUUAAAAACAGUAAUUAUCAAAAGUGUAAUAAUAAAAACGGAAUAAGACCGAAUUUUUGUUCCAAACUCUCGACUUCGACUUCCAGGAACUCUAGAAAAGGGUGUUCACAUAAAUAUCCGCCAAAGAAACAUUCUUUAGAUAACGGAUUUGGAUUUUUAACGCCUGAAACUAAAGCUCGACUCGGUGGAAUCCGGAAAGACUGGCAAUCAAAUUCUGAUUUGUUCAAUUCUUUAUCAUUGGAUAUUAAUGACAAUAUAAGUUUAUUGGACACCGACAUAAACUCGUUGAAUCUUCAAAGUUUUGAAUCAGGAUAUUCGUCGUUGGCGUUGGUGCCAAAACCAGGUGUGUUUUCUGAUUCCCUAUCUGAUUUAAUUGGCAAGUUUGAAAAUACUGAGCAACUCUUAUCACCCCAGCCAUCAGACAAAAUAGAAGAUUCCAAAGACACUGCAAUGGAAGUUCCAGAAGAAUUAAAGAAAUUUAGUCAUAAGUACCAAUUUCAUGAUGAGACUCUGUCCUAUCUUAAGAUCCUGUCUGAAGAUCCAAUGCCUGAUCAUAUCAAAGUACCAGUACACGAGGGUAGAGAUUGGUCUAAUAGGUUAUUGAAGAAGUUUGGGCAGGCUCCAGAAGAAUUUGAUGGGUCUGUUCGGCAGUUCAUCGUUCCCAGUAUUAAAUGUAAAGGUAUGUGUAUUAAUUAUAAAAUUUUGAAAAUGCAUAGUGACUUAUUAGAUGAAAUGAAGUCCUUGUGUUUUACGACUAAUGAAGACGUACAACGCAAUGCAGUGUGGAGUGAGGGAAACGUUGCCAGAAAAGCGGCGCUAGCCUACUCAUUUGCGAUUCCUAAAAUUCCUCAUGACCUAGAACAUGUGUUGCAUAGCGAUAUCGUCAGAUCACGGGGUGCAGGCAUUCCAGUUGAUAUAAUCCGACCUAAAACAUUACCACAAGUUCCUUCAAUUGUAAUAUAUUUCCAUGGUGGAGGAAUGGUCUUUGGUUCCAGAAAAACAACAGAUUCCUUUUGUAAAAUAUUGAGCAGAGAAGCUAAUUGUGUAGUUGUUAAUGUAGAAUAUCGUCUAGCACCAGAAAAUAAAUUCCCUGCACCGUUUGAUGAUGCUAAAUGUGUUGUAAGAUGGGUGAAAAUGAAUCUAGGAUUACUAGGUGCUGUGUUAGAAAGUAAAAUAGGUGUAGCAGGAGAUAGUGCUGGUGGUCAAAUAGCAGCUAGUGUUUCUCAUCUUAUGUCUGGAUUAGAUUUUCAGGUACUAAUAUAUCCAGUGCUAGAUUUAAACUUUAAUCAGCCAUCGAUGACAGAAUUUGAAAAUGGACCAGGAUUAACGAAACACCAGUUGGAAUGGAGUUAUAAACAGUUUUUAAAUAAAGAUGAAGAGAGAAAUGACCCGAUAGCUUCACCAUUAUUACGAUCUGAUUUUACAAAACAACCUAAGACAUUUCUUCUUAUAGCACAGAUAGAUCCUCUUAGAGAUGCUAUAUAUGAUUAUAAACAGAAAUUGAAAGAAUGUGAUGUACCUGUAACAAGUUAUUUAGUGAGGGGAGCUGUCCAUGGUUUCUUUAAAUAUCAAGGUCAUUAUAAGAGUUUAUGUGAUGAAUCAUAUCAGCAAGUGAUAGAAUUUGUCAAAUCAAUAGCUUAUUGGGAUGAAAUAACAUUAGGUGGACAGAAGAAUGUGGUAUUUUAAACUCGACAUAUCCAGUAACAUUGGUGAUGGAAAAUUAACUCAACUACUAAUGGCUACACUACAAUAAUGCAAUAACAUUCUAAGUGUAUUAAUAAUGUGUUCAUAUUUCAAAGAAAACUUUCUUAUUGUAUUGUCAUAAUAUAUUUUUGUUUAUAUUUUUAAAUAAAUUGUUGAUUUUGUAUU
This is a messenger RNA of Lottia gigantea (owl limpet), 2496 nucleotides long. RefSeq lists its product as hypothetical. Gene Ontology annotation, molecular function: hydrolase activity. The coding region runs from base 1 to 2313 and encodes 770 amino acids. NCBI's taxonomy places the organism in Eukaryota, Metazoa, Mollusca, Gastropoda, Lottiidae. The transcript is spliced from 10 exons. The record is from RefSeq and is a predicted model, not a curated record.